This is a messenger RNA of Oncorhynchus gorbuscha (pink salmon), 2266 nucleotides long. Its product is annotated as steroid hormone receptor ERR2-like. Lineage: Eukaryota; Metazoa; Chordata; Actinopteri; Salmoniformes; Salmonidae. The coding region runs from base 327 to 1649 and encodes 440 amino acids. The record is from RefSeq and is a predicted model, not a curated record. Gene Ontology annotation, biological process: regulation of DNA-templated transcription. Gene Ontology annotation, cellular component: nucleus. Gene Ontology annotation, molecular function: zinc ion binding; nuclear steroid receptor activity; DNA-binding transcription factor activity. The transcript is spliced from 7 exons.
CUCUCUCUUCAGUUCCUCUUUCUUUCUCCUCUGACGCACUCAACCUGCAGUAUUACUACCUGUGCGUAGUGAAGCUUGUCGGGCCAGAGUAUCCAGAGGUGUUUCUAGUGAGUAGCAGGACAGGAAGUGUGAAGAGACGGCUGAACAGACUGAACGACUGUUCUCAGGAAGUUGCUCACCUGCCUGCUGUAUCUGUCAGAGGAAUGAGGAUGAGACUUGGGAACUGACUCUCUUUCUCUCUCCUGAAAUGCCCAAACUGGACUGACUGGUGUUUCUGAACUGUUUGAAAUGUCUCCCUCUGUCAUCACGACCAGUUGCUGAGCAGGAUGCCCUCUGACCUCCAGGAGCGUCACCUGACCUCCAGCUGCGGCUCCUAUAUCAAGAUUGAGCCCUCCUCCCCCUCCUCCUCAUUGGUUGACACCAUCAGCCACCACAGCCCCUCGGCCAAUAGCGACGUCAGCGGCAGUCACAUCAACGUAAACAACCUCAACGGACGCUCGCACGUCCUCGACUCCCCACCCAUGUUCAACCCGGGCAUGCUGGGAGGGGGCGGAGCCUGUCUCCGGAGGUAUGACGACUGCGGAGAGGGCGUGGCGGAUGAUUCUCCAAUCAAGUGCGAGUAUAUGUUGAAUGCAAUACCGAAGAGGCUGUGUCUGGUGUGUGGGGAUAUCGCAUCAGGUUACCACUAUGGGGUCGCCUCCUGCGAGGCCUGCAAGGCCUUCUUCAAAAGGACCAUACAAGGGAACAUAGAGUACAGCUGUCCAGCCACUAACGACUGUCAAAUCACCAAGAGGAGACGCAAGUCCUGCCAGGCCUGUCGCUUCAUGAAGUGUCUCAAAGUGGGCAUGCUCAAGGAGGGUGUGCGUCUGGAUCGCGUGAGGGGCGGAAGACAGAAGUACAAGAGGAGAAUGGGGGACACGGAGAACGGGGCCUAUCUAGGCCUGACACUCCCCCCUCCUGCCAAAAAGCCAUUGACAAAGAUUGUGUCUCACCUGCUGGUGGUUGAACCAGAGAAGAUCUAUGCCAUGCCAGACCCGACCAUGCCAGAUGGAUACAUCAAGGCCCUGACCACUCUGUGUGACCUGGCUGACAGAGAACUGGUGGUCAUCAUCGGCUGGGCCAAACAUAUCCCAGGAUUCUCCAGCCUGUCUCUGGCAGACCAGAUGAGUCUACUGCAGAGCGCAUGGAUGGAGAUCCUGGUCCUGAACAUCGUGUUCCGCUCGUUGGCCUAUGAGGAGGAGCUGGUGUAUGCUGAGGACUAUGUGGUGGAUGAGGAGCACGCUCGUCUAUCUGGCCUGCUGGACCUGCACGUUGCCAUCCUGCCUCUGGUCCGACGCUAUAAGAAGCUGAGCAUGGAGAAGGAGGAGUUUGUCACACUUAAGGCCAUCGCCCUCUCCAACUCAGACUCCAGGCAUAUAGAGAAUGUGGAGGCUGUGCAGCGGCUCCAGGACUCUCUCCAUGAGGCCUUGCAGGACUUAGAAGGUGGCCACAACACGGAGGACCCUCGGCGGACAGGAAAGCUGCUGAUGACUCUUCCCUUGCUCCGUCAGACCGCCGCCAAGGCCGUGCAGCACUUCUACAGCAUCAAGGUGCAGGGUAAAGUGCCCAUGCACAAACUCUUCCUGGAGAUGCUGGAGGCCAAGGCUUGAUAAUUGGGCGGGGAGGCUUGAAUGACAGCUGUAUCGCCCAAUGAGGAUGAAGGACAGCCCCUGAAUAGGAGGGGUGAUGGUACGGAGAACCUAUGACAGUGACAUUACAACGCUGAUCGUUGUUUCUAUGGAACAAAAUUAAUGAGGAAUAGAGGGAAACGAGACAAACUGAUUUUAAGGGUGAAUUUAAAGAUGCUGUGGGAUAUAGUCAUGUAUAUAAAGAUGCUGUGUACAGAACUGCUGUUAUAAUCAGAGACUGUUCGUUCUAGAUCACCUGUAACUACUGAGAGGUUUGGUUUCUUUUCACCUUGUGAAUAGGAAUGGUAUGAUCAAUCUGAUUGGUUUCAGAGCUACUCAAGUAUCUGAUCAAUCUGAUUGGUUAGUGCUCCUCAAGUAUCUGAUCAAUCUGAUUGGUUAGUGCUACUCAAGUAUCUGAUCAAUCUGAUUGGUUAGAGCUACUCAAGUAUCUGAUCAAUCUGAUUGGUUAGUGCUCCUCAAGUAUCUGAUCAAUCUGAUUGGUUAAGAGCUACUCAAGUAUCUGAUCAAUCUGAUUGGUUAGUGCUACUCAAGUAUCUGAUCAAUCUGAUUGGUUAAGAGCUACUCAAGUAUCUGAUCAA